Molecule: messenger RNA, 563 nt
Organism: Dufourea novaeangliae
Lineage: Eukaryota; Metazoa; Arthropoda; Insecta; Hymenoptera; Halictidae
Gene: Blos1
Product: biogenesis of lysosome-related organelles complex 1 subunit 1
Exons: 4
Coding region: 160-546 (128 amino acids)
Biological process (GO): endosomal transport
Cellular component (GO): BLOC-1 complex
Source: RefSeq, a predicted model, not a curated record
UAUAAUAAUAUACCAUUAAUAAAUAAACAUCGAUCCUACUAGAAACAAAUACUCUCUACUAUUAUGGUGGUAACAAUACAUUUCUGAGGAAAAAACAGUCUAUUGUUGAAUCUAAACCUGAAGACAGUCUUAGAAUACUGUAUUUGUUUAUUAAAAAGCAUGUUAUCUACAAUCGUAAAAGAGCACCAAAGUAAACAGGCAGCGAGGAAGGAGAGACAAGAACAAAAGAGAAAAGAAGCUGUCCAAGCAGCAAGUAACUUAACACAAGCCUUAGUUGAUCAUUUAAAUGUAGGAGUCGCUCAAGCAUAUCUCAACCAGAAAAAAUUGGAUGCGGAAGCUAAACAGUUACAACAUAGUGCAACAAAUUUUGCUAAACAAACUCAGUCUUGGUUGACUUUAGUGGAAUCAUUUUCAAGUGCAUUGAAGGAAAUUGGUGAUGCAGAAAACUGGGCACGUAGCAUUGAAGGAGACAUGAGAACUAUUGCAACUGCCUUAGAAUAUUCUUAUAAAGCAACCCAAGAAGCGCAAGGAACCAGUGCUACAUAAACAUAACAGGAAGUGCA